Molecule: messenger RNA, 285 nt
Organism: Sordaria macrospora k-hell
Lineage: Eukaryota; Fungi; Ascomycota; Sordariomycetes; Sordariales; Sordariaceae
Source: RefSeq, a predicted model, not a curated record
AUGUCCAGCCGCCAAAUUAAGACUCCCACCCGCACCGUUACCUCCCACCAAACCGAGGAGGUCACCGUCUCUCCCGGCGGCAAUACGGCUACUCUCACCGUUACUACUACUGUCGUCGAGACCAAGACUACCGUUACUGAGUAUAAUCGGGCUGCUCCUGCUGCUCCUGCUGGUGACGCUGGUGUAGCUGGUGUGGAUGAGAAGAAGGCUGCUGUCGCCACGGACGCUGGUGUGGAUGAGAAGAAGGAUGAGGCCAAGGAGGGUACUAGCGAGGAGAAGAAGUAA